CACCGCAUCUGCUCUCUUGUUGUGACUAGUCAAAAGCUCCCGCAGCACGCACACGACCCCCUCCAUUAAACAUGUCCUGGCAAGCAUACGUUGACACCAGCCUCGUCGGCACCGGCAACAUCGACAAGGCCCUCAUCUGCGAUGUCGAAGGCGCAACCAACUGGGCCGCGUCCCCUGACUUCACGCUGUCGGAUGAGGAGAGGGCCGUCAUUGCCAAAUCCUUCAACGACAAGUCCGAGCCCAAGAAGGUCAUCUCCGAGGGUAUCAAGGUGAACGGCGUAAAGUACAUGACCAUCGAGUCAAGCGAAGAUGCGCUCAAGGCAAAGAAGGGCAAAGAGGGCGUUGUCGCCUUCAAGACUGGCCAGGCCGUCAUCAUUGCCCACCACCCCGAAACCGUCCAGACGACCAACGCUUUCUCCUCGGUUGCUGAGCUCGGAGACUACCUGAAGAAGCACGGCAUGUAAAGCCUUCUCUGAUUUGGAGCAGUUUGGACGUUAAGGAUAUUUGCAUACCCUCCACCUGAGGAGCGGCCGACGGCAUCAUAGGGAGGAAUGACACGAGGACAUAGAAAUGAAUGAUGACGCAUGAGAUAGCGGCAUUGGAGGACUCUCUUCGAUACAAUGACAAAUCUUCACACCAC
This is a messenger RNA of Exserohilum turcica Et28A, 640 nucleotides long. RefSeq lists its product as uncharacterized. The transcript is spliced from 6 exons. Bases 72 to 464 code for a protein of 130 amino acids. The record is from RefSeq and is a predicted model, not a curated record. Gene Ontology annotation, molecular function: actin monomer binding. NCBI's taxonomy places the organism in Eukaryota, Fungi, Ascomycota, Dothideomycetes, Pleosporales, Pleosporaceae. Gene Ontology annotation, cellular component: cell cortex.